This is a messenger RNA of Trichomycterus rosablanca, 1953 nucleotides long. It is a transcript of the gene zc2hc1a, whose product is annotated as zinc finger, C2HC-type containing 1A. The record is from RefSeq and is a predicted model, not a curated record. The transcript has 10 exons. NCBI's taxonomy places the organism in Eukaryota, Metazoa, Chordata, Actinopteri, Siluriformes, Trichomycteridae. The coding region runs from base 50 to 1087 and encodes 345 amino acids.
AUUUCUGUUGCUACAGCAGCAUCUCCUGCGCCUAGCGUUAUAGAGAAAGAUGGAGGAAUAUGACGAUUCUGAGCCUGUAAACGAGGAGCUGCUGCCCUGUAAAAUCUGUGGAAGAAGUUUUUAUUCAAGAGUUCUGAAAAAACACAUCCCCAUCUGCCAGAAAAGCGCAGCAAAGAGAAGGAAGGUCUUCGACUCCAGCAGGCAGAGGGCCGAGGGCACAGACAUCUCCACUGUAAAACCUCUCAAACCAAAGUUACAUGGUUCCUCCAGCACCUCUGAUAAACCUGAACCACCCAAGAAAGCCUCCAGCUGGCGGCGGAAGCAUGAGGAAUUCAUCUCCACCAUCCGGGCCGCGAAAGGUCUAACCCAAGUAAUGAAAGACGGCGGUCCUCUCCCCCCUCCACCGCCUCCGUCCUAUGAUCCAGAUUACAUCCAGUGCCCGUGUUGUCAGAGACGCUUCAGCGAGAACGCGGCGGAUCGCCACAUCAAGUUUUGUAAGGAGCAGGCGGCCCGUAUCUCCAACAAGAGCAAAUUCCCUGGAAGCGACAAGGCCAAGACUCCAGCCAGGACGCAAGUGAGUACUAUCGAGGCGGCACGACGAGAGGCGGCGCAGACCAAAUUCCGCAGAGAUCAGUACAAACCUUCUGCAGUAAAGAAGGCGAAUCCCGUAUCUUCAGCAUCUCCAGUGUCUUCUGCGACCUCCUCACGCCUACCUCAGCGUCCAUCCUACGGACAGGGUGGAGGAACAGGAAUCCCAAGCAAAGGUUCCGCAGGCGCAGCGAGGAACAUGACGACCGGUCUCUCAUCACGAGCUAACUCCACGGGACUUACCAGUCCUCCCUCUGGAGUCACCUCGAAACCUAGAGGCGUGGUCGCCCCCAGCUCGCUGAAAAACACGGCGUAUGGAGCGAAUAAGAAGAAGAUGUACAACGCUGACAACUAUAACUCAAGAAACGAGACGAAAAAUGAGAACGAGGUGGAUUACUCGACCCAGGGGACCAAGUUCUGCCACGAGUGUGGGACCAAGUACCCAGUGGAAUGGGCCAAAUUCUGCUGUGAAUGUGGGGUGAGACGGAUGUGCAUUUAGAGACUGAAAGAUUAAAAAAAAAAAAAAACAAUCCUGAACUUUUACUUCCAUCACACUAGUGCCGGGGUAACUUUCCUUUUUCCUUAUGGAUUUUUAGGCCUUUUUUUAUUUAUUUCCUUUCGUUUUUACACCCUUUUAAUUUAGGUUUGUUAUUGAUGUGCAAUAUGAUUGACUGAAUGAAUUAAUGAACGAUUCCUUUCCGCUGCUCCCGUAUUGAGGAUCACGCAUUGGAUCCUUCGUCCGCAGGCGAGGCUUUAUAUUUAUCCGGGCUUAGGACUGGCACUGAGGGUGCACUGAUACGUGUCCUUACAUUAGUUAGGUUUACUUACUGUCGUGCACCUUCUGUAUUUGUGAGCUCAGCCUGGGAUUCAAAGUUAACCAACAUGAUGGACUACUGAUUUCAAUAUCAGAGACUUAGAAUUAGAAUGAAGUGACUUCUAAAAGUGGAUCAUAUCACCCCCUAUUUAUUCAUAUUUCUUAUUGGUUAAUAGUUCUUGGUAAGUCCUUUCAUCCACACCGAAUGCAAAAUGUACUGAAGGUACAUAAAAUAUGUAGCAACGUUUUGUCAAAGCCAUUCCCAAACGCUUGGUCGUGAUUAGUCGGCAAACGUACUCAGAUGUUCCUGCUAUAAAACCUCAACUAGCCUGAUAUGAUCACGCAACCCAAGCCUUACAGCUUUUCCUUACCCUGGGCUUUUAAAAAGCCUUUGCUGCUUAUCGACCCAAGCUAUGACGUAAACCAGAACGGCCUCGUAUUUGCCCUUGCCGUGUACGCACCCACCGGAGACCGACACUACACUGACCACUGUAUGAACAAAUGUCUAACACAUCCUCCAUCCUGCCUAAAUAAACACUACUGCAUACUGA